CGGGCAGCCCAUUCCACGUGUCUGCUCCACCAGCUGGAAGUUUGGAUGGAUAACCCCAGAGCCAGGGGCUGGAGAGUUUGAUACGGACAGUGGCACUGUCCCCUCCCCGGGGACACCGGGACACUCUGCCCGUGUGUCCAUCCCGUCCGGCAUCUCCUGGGGCUGUGGAUGGAUGGGGACAAGGGCGAGGGGCUGUGCCUGCUCCACACGUGGGAACGCGGCUCCGCCGGGAGGAUUUGGGGACACUGAGCCCUUCUGCAGCUUCCCCCAGGCUGCGAGUGGCGGCAGCCGGCUGCGUUUCCUGGGGAGAGGCGCUCGUGGAAUUGCUAAUGCUCCAGCCGGAGGUGCAGCAUGCGGAGGGCUGCAGCUGCAGCAGCAGGUACGGCAACAACCCCGCCGUUAAUUAUUGACUCUCUCUCCAAUUAUCAGCCCUGAUAAGGAAGUGCCCCCCUCGACAGCCCAGGCAGCGCUUGGUGCUCUGGGUUUUCUGAGAAAGGUAACUAUUCCCUGGAAAAGUAACUCGCUUUAUGCACCGGGAUUCGACUGUCCUCGUAAAGGUCAUCCGAGAGCCGUGGGCUGCUCUGUUGGAAAAUCAAUCCCUCUUUUGUGCUUCUUGGUUUAAACUUGUAUUUGCUUUCUGAGCAAGGUCACAGCUCAGCUGACCAACUUUGUAACUGCUGGAACAGGCUGGGGUCCAGCCACGCCGCGUUUGCUGCUCCGAACCCUUCGCUGCCGGCUCUGGCCAUGGGAGAAGAUGCUUUGGAGGGAGGCGAGAGCUGCUGCUCCUCGGGGGGUUUGUAGGUGCCAGCAUGAGCAGGGGUGAAGCGACUCCUCAGCCCUUGCCAGAAGAUGUUUAAGUGACAGCCCAGUUAGACCCCACCAUGGAGAAGACAGAAGCAGAUGGCCAGCUACCCAAACCCGAUGGGGACAGGGAGCAGCCCCGCAGCCUCCCCUACUCCUUGGAGACACCCUACGGCUUCCACUUGGACCUGGACUUCCUGAAGUACGUGGAUGACAUCGAGAAAGGCAACACCAUCAGGAGGGUCCACAUCCACCGCAGAGCCAAGCAGCCCAAAUUCAACACCCUGCCCCGAAACUUCAGCCUGCCCGAGAACGGCUCCCGCGCCUGCUCCAGCGCCUCUCCCAGCAAGAGCUGGACCUCCACCUGCUCCUUCCCGCAGCGAAAGGCAUCCCUGGGCGAGGAGCCCCCCCGAGCCCCGCUGCCCGCCGAGGCGGAGGAGCCGAGCUACCGCCGGAGAGCGCUGCUGGCCGAGACGCGGCGGCAGGCGGAGCUGGGCUGGCCGCAGGAUGCGCUCCGGGCGCGGCCGCAGCUGCUGCGAGCCUCCAGCAUGCCCGAUGCGCUGCCCCCCGGCCAGACCCCCCCGGCCGGAGCCUCGCCCCUCCGGACCCCUCCGCAGCACCGCCACGACCAGGGAGGCUCCGAAAGCACCUCCCGGCCCGGCUCGGCCAGCAGCGCGGUAAUCCCGCAGCGGGAGAUGAGCUGGGAGCAGGACGGCUCCUUGGGGCAUCCCGGCUCCUUGGGGCUUCCCGGCUCCUUGGCGCAUCCCGGCUCCUUGGCGCAUCCCGGCUCCUUGGGGCAUCCCGGCUCCUUGGGGCAUCCCGGCUCCUUGGGGCAUCCCGGCUCCUUGGGGCUUCCCGGUGGGGUUCUGCCGGGGCUGGGCCCCGUGCAGCCCCCCUGGCAGAACCAGCAGCUGCAGGUGGUGAUGGAGAGCGGGGGCGAGGAGAGCGAUGCCGCCGAUGCCGGCAGUGAAGCAGCACCGCCGGCUGCCCCCCAGCUGGCAGAGGAGAACGUGAACCCUGCGGAAAGGCUAAGUGUGAGCGAGGUAGAUCUGAAUGUGCUGAAGGAAGGUGAGAAGAGGAAUGUCCAGGAUGGAGGGGACAAGGAGGGCGGUGUUCCCCAGGCUCCUGAUGGUGGAGAGCCCGGCGGGGUCGCGGCACUGAAGCAGCAGAUUGCUGAGCUGGAGGAGCAGCUGGCUAAGAAGAAAGAGGAGCUCGAGCAGGUCAGGGCAGUGCUGGAGCAGCAGGAUCAUGAGAUCCAGGAGAAGGAGAAAAGCAUUAAGCUGCUGGCCAGCUCCAAAGCUCAGCUGGAAGAGCAGCUGUGCCAGGAGAAGUCCAAAGAGGCUGAGCCGCGGUGGCGGCGGGGCAGCGGGGCCUUGCAGUGCCUCGAUGCUGCGGUGAACACCGAGCCCUCACAGGUGCCAGGGGUCAGGCAGGCCCAGGACAAAGGCAUCAACGUCAAUAUCCCACUCUCCACCAGAUCCAUCGGCUGCGGUGCCCACGGGGCAGACGGCACCAACGCGGAGGUGGGCGCGUGCGGAGAGCAGGGACUGGCGGGCGCUGGAGCAGAGGGACGUUCUGGUGAAGCCAGCAUGGAGGCUGGAAUUCCUGCUCCGAGCUUCACCCAGCUGCAGAUCCAUGAGCACCCCAGUGACGACAACCAGAACCACCAGAACUCCCUUGGCCCAAAUGCAGGUGGAAGCCAGGCAGGCUUUGGAGAAGAUAAAGCUCGGGAAGGGCUGCAAGAGGAAGGUGCCCCUGGCCACGAGGACGUCCCGGCUGUUGAUCCCAUCGGGCAAUAUGUCAAAAAGAUCCAGGAGCUCCUGCAGGAGCAGUGGCUGUGUUUGGAGCACGGGUACCCCGAGCUGGCCAGCGCUAUCAAGCAGCCGGCCUCCAAGCUCAGCUCCAUCCAGAACCAAUUAGUUAAUUCCCUAAACUCCCUGCUCUCUGCCUACUCCUCGCAAGGGCCCGUGGAUAAGGAGAAUUCCAACACACACUAUCAACAGUUGGAAAACUCUCCAACCACAAGUCUUAAAUCCAUCAUGAAAAAGAAAGGUUAUGGUUUCCAUGCAGGAGGCAAUGGGACCAAAAAGAAUCUCCAGUUUGUUGGGGUAAAUGGUGGCUACGAGACAACGUCAAGCGAAGACACGAGCUGUGACGACAGCGCUUCGGACGGCGACACCGACACCGAGGGCAGAGCCGGGGACCUGGAGCCCGAGCAGGCUGGAAGGGAAAGCAAAGAGGCUUCCUCAGGGGAGAAGAGUGAGGAUGAUGAUGAUGAUGAUGAGCAGGAGGCAUCAGCAGGAGCAGCACCCUGCUCUCAGCACCAGGCUCACAGAUGCAAACCCUCUGAAGAUUUCCUUGCUGCCUGCCAGCUCCUCAGUGAACACCUCCCAGAAAUCAGGAGCACAAGCAACAAACAUCUGCAGCACGUCCUCGGCUCCAUCUCUCAGGAGUGGUUCCAGGUGUCCAGCCACAAAUCUUCCAGCCCAGAGGUGGUGGCAGCGUACCUGGAGGCGCUGGGGGACAUCCAGCCCCAGCUGCUGGAGACCGUGGUGAACCUGCCCGACAGGAACGGCAACACAGCUCUGCACUACAGCGUGUCCCACUCCAACUUCCCGGUUGCAAAGCUCCUGCUGGACACGGGCACGUGCUGCCUGGACCUGCAGAACCGUGCUGGAUACACGGCCGUGAUGCUCACACCGCUGGCGGCCCCCGAGACCCGCCAGGACAUGGAGGUGGUGAUGAGGCUGCUGAAGGAGGGGGAUGUCAACCUGAGAGCUGCCCAGGGAGGCCAGACCGCGCUGAUGCUGGGGGUCAGCCACGAGAGGGAUGACAUGGUGCGAGCCCUGCUGUCCUGCCAGGCCGAUGUCAACCUGCAGGACGAGGAGGGGACCACGGCCCUGAUGGUGGCCUGUCGCCAGGGCAACGCCGACAUCGUCAGGCUGCUCCUGGCCCAGCCGGGCUGCCAGGUCACGCUGACUGACAAGGGUGGGAACUCGGCGCUGUCACUGGCCCACGGGGACAUUGCCGCGCUCCUGCGAGCCCACAUGGAGCUCAGCCCGUCCCUGUCCGUGUGAACAGCGGGCAGGAAAAGCCAGGAUGGAGCUGGGAGUGAACAGCUCCUGCCUGAACAGCACCGCUGAGGCAGCACCAGCACAGCGGGGUCACAGGGGAGCAACCUCCCUGCACUAUCUGAAUAAUGUUCUGUGCCUGAUUCUCCUCAUCCAUCCCACUCACAGCCCGGAUCUGCAGCCAGUGCAGACUCCAGGCUCUCCUGGCCGCUCCUCCCGGGGCAGAUUUGGCAGGUGAGCAACCAAAACGAACGAGAAAAGCACAUUACAACGGCAAUACUUAGUCUUUUGUAACCUGAGGUUAUGGGUGUCCUUUUAAUCGACUACUUAACUGUAUCUCAUUUAACUUGUAAGUUUGUGUCCUAAUAUUUAUUAUCAGCUCUUCUGUAAGUAGUGGCAGGCAGCGAUUACUCAGUGUAUGUAACAACAAACACAAGCUGGAUGGAUUGUGGAAAGCAUAAAAUCCUAUUUAUGUUUGCUUAUGCGGGUCUGAUGUAAGAAUUAAAAAUUAAUGCUGUAGGAAAAUAUUUGAGUAUGCCAGACCCAAACACACAGACAUUGUUUUGCCUGGGUUUGGAAUUACCAUAUGGCUGUUAUUUUUCCCUAAUUAAGUUUGAGCUAACGGGGAAGCACAGCCCAUUGACAGGCUCUGCUUCACGGCAGGGCGGAGCAGGGCAUUCCAAGCACGGGAAGAUCCCAGCAGAUUCCCAUCACAGGCUGGGGGAAUGUUGUCCAGGAGCUCCCUGGAGUGGCUUUGCUGGCAGAUGCCUUUUGGACCAGCUCGUUGCUUUGCCUCUGCUCAAUUUUAAUAUUCCCAAACUCCUCCUGUAAAGCCAAGCCGUGAUUUAGCUGCUGGAAUCGGGUCUGCCCCACCAGGGAGCACCCACAGGCUCCAGCAUCACCUCAAAUCAGGGUUUUUUCUUAAAUCCCUCUGCUUCUGACAGAGAGGGAGGCUGGGCUCAGGCCCCACUUUUCCAAGCAUCUUUGUUUUGCUGGAUCAGGACCCACUGGGUGCUCUCCCUUGGCUUUCCUGGAGCAAACCCUCAUCUCCCUGAUUAGCUAAUUACUCCUCUUUUUUUGUAAGCAGAAGUAAAUCCCGGACCACUGUGCUUGUUGUUAAGUCAGUUCACAUCCUGACAAAAUGUCUCUUGAGCUGCCUUGAGCCCCCAUCUUUGCAGGGAGGGGAGAACAGCCCUGACCUUGGUUUUCCAUGGAAAUCUGCCAUCUGCUCAAUUUUCUUUCCUUUCUCCACAUUUUCAGUCCAGAGCAUUCACUAUCUCAGACUUCUGCCUUUUUUUUUUAAUCUAUAUCCCAAAAUGCCUCCUUUAUCUAUAAAUAAAAUGAAUUAAACCUUU
Parus major (Great Tit) is the source of this 5227-nucleotide messenger RNA. RefSeq names its product KN motif and ankyrin repeat domains 4 (gene KANK4). Gene Ontology annotation, biological process: negative regulation of actin filament polymerization. NCBI's taxonomy places the organism in Eukaryota, Metazoa, Chordata, Aves, Passeriformes, Paridae. The record is from RefSeq and is a predicted model, not a curated record. Bases 882 to 3878 code for a protein of 998 amino acids. Gene Ontology annotation, cellular component: cytoskeleton; cytoplasm. Gene Ontology annotation, molecular function: protein binding. The transcript has 10 exons.